Molecule: messenger RNA, 1206 nt
Organism: Impatiens glandulifera
Lineage: Eukaryota; Viridiplantae; Streptophyta; Magnoliopsida; Ericales; Balsaminaceae
Product: lysine histidine transporter-like 6
Exons: 4
Coding region: 469-1206 (245 amino acids)
Cellular component (GO): plasma membrane
Source: RefSeq, a predicted model, not a curated record
GGGAAUAGUGGUGAUGGUGGUGUCAUGGUGUGUCACCUUGAACACAAUGUGGCAAAUGAUACAACUCCACGAGUGUGUCCCAGGUACCCGUUUCAACCGUUACUACCACCUUGGACGGCACGCGUUUGGUCCAAGGUUGGGUCCGUGGAUUGUCUUGCCCCAACAGUUGAUUGUGCAAACAGGGUGUGACAUAGUCUACAUUGUGACUGGUGGGACAUCUCUCAAGAAGUUCAUGGAGAUAGCUUGCAUUAGUUGUGGAAGGAUCAGACAGUCUUAUUGGAUUCUUAUAUUUGGUGGAAUCCAUUUUUUUGUCUCUCAGCUUCCCAAUUUCAAUGCUGUCUCUGGUGUCUCUUUUGCAGCAGCAAUUAUGUCUAUCAGGUAAUAAAAACUGUUUGUUUUAUCUGUAACUAUUGUGGGUAUUGAUUGAUUGAUUAAUUGAAUUAAGCUAGCUACUCAACUAUUACUUGGAUGGGGAGCUUGGGGAAAGGAAGAUCAGAGACAGUGAGUUAUGAAUACGGUUCGAAAUCUACUGAUAACAUGUUCAGAGCUUUCAAUGCAUUAGGGCAGAUAGCAUUUGCAUAUGCUGGUCAUGCAGUUGUGUUGGAGAUUCAAGCAACCAUUCCUUCAACACAUGAGAAACCUUCCAAGGUUCCUAUGUGGAAAGGGGCUAUCUGUGCUUAUUUUAUCAACGCCAUUUGCUAUUUCCCUGUUGCCUUCAUUGGCUAUUGGGCUUUCGGCCGAGAUGUCCCUGACAACGUGCUUCAGGGUCUUCAAAAGCCUUCUUGGCUUAUUGCAGCUGCUAAUUUGAUGGUUGUAGUCCAUGUCAUCGGUAGUUAUCAGGUGUAUGCAAUGCCAGUAUUUGACUUGAUCGAAAACAACUUGGUUAAAACAUGUCAUUUUCGCAAUGGAUUUCCACUCAGGCUUAUUGUUCGCACUUCAUACGUCGCAUUCACUUUGUUCAUUGGUGUGACAUUCCCAUUCUUUGGUGAUCUUAUCGGUUUCUUUGGUGGAUUUGGAUUUGCUCCAAUUUCUUACAUUCUUCCUAGCAUCAUAUGGCUGGUGAUAAAGAAACCAAAGAGAUUUAGUCUUAACUGGUUCAUGAACUGGAUAUGCAUUUUUGUUGGAGCUGUCAUAAUGUUGGCAUCAACAAUUGGAGGGUUAAGGAACAUUGUUGCAGAUUCUUCCACUUAUAAAUUCUACUCAUAA